Molecule: messenger RNA, 7728 nt
Organism: Podarcis lilfordi (Lilford's wall lizard)
Lineage: Eukaryota; Metazoa; Chordata; Lepidosauria; Squamata; Lacertidae
Source: the annotation of a GenBank genome assembly
AUGGCUUGGAAGGCGCUGCCCAGGCUGAGUCUGCUGCGGGGCUGGCGAAGGUCAGUACUGGCGGGGGGGAGGGGGGCGCGGGGGGGGGGGAGCGCUGUCCGCAGGGUUUUCUUCCCUAGCAGGCGCUUUGCAAGGUUUUCCCCAAGCAGGGUUGCCUUGAUCAUGCAAGAUUGCCCCUUAUUUCAAGGUAAAAUGCCAUUGAUCAUACAAGAUUUAGCCCUUGUUUCAAUGUAAAAUGCCCUUGGUCAUACAAGAUUGCCCUUUAUUUCAAGGUAAAAUGCCAUUGAUCAUGCAAGAUUGCCCCUUAUUUCAAGGUAAAAUGCCCUUGAUCAUACAAGAUUUAGCCCUUGUUUCAAUGUAAAAUGCCCUUGGUCAUACAAGAUUGCCCUUUAUUUCAAUGUAAAAUGCCAUUGAUCAUACAAGAUUGCCCCUUGUUUCAAGGUAAAAUGCCCUUGAUCAUACAAGAUUUAGCCCUUGUUUCAAUGUAAAAUGCCCUUGGUCAUACAAGAUUGCCCUUUAUUUCAAUGUAAAAUGCCAUUGAUCAUGCAAGAUUGCCCCUUAUUUCAAGGUAAAAUGCCAUUGAUCAUACAAGAUUUAGCCCUUGUUUCAAUGUAAAAUGCCCUUGGUCAUACAAGAUUGGCCUUUAUUUCAAUGUAAAAUGCCAUUGAUCAUACAAGAUUUAGCCCUUGUUUCAAUGUAAAAUGCCCUUGGUCAUACAAGAUUGCCCUUUAUUUCAAUGUAAAAUGCCAUUGAUCAUACAAGAUUGCCCCUUGUUUCAAUGUGAAAUGCCCUUGAUCAUACAAAAUUGCCCUUUAUUUCAACGUAAAAUGCUAUUGAUCAUACAAGACUGUCCCUUGUUUCAGUGUAAAAUGCCAUUGGUCAUACAAGAUUGCCUCUUGUUUCGAUAUAAAAUGCCAUUGGUCAUACAAGAUUGCCCCUAUUUUCCAGUUAAAUGCUAUGUCUUGCAUUGAUUCAGUUUGUCUUGCAUUUCCCUUUUUUGCAUGCUGCUGCUUUCUCUCUGCUCCCAACCUCUUGCGGCUUCCCUUCCCUCUUUUCUCUCCACGCUCCUUCCCUUGGCAACUGGACAGCUCAAUUGGUAUUCCAGCAUGGUGCUGACAACACCAAGCUUGCAGGUUCGAUCCCCACAUGGGGACAGUUGCAUCAGGGCUGGAUUUAGGUUUGAUGAGGCCCUAAGUUACUGAAGGUAAUGGGGCCCUUUAUAUGUCCAGCUGUCCUUUGCCAACAACAAAUUGUCGCUGUUUUUUUUCUGUUGAAUAUAUGCAAUAUGGCAAUUUAUGGACCUAAUAGGUAUCUAAAGCCAUUUGCACAUAACAAAAUAUGUAUUUUAUCAAAGUAAUUGUUGAAUUGACAUGCAAUUAAGAAGUAUAUUAAUAGAGAAAUGCAAUUAAGAAGUAGUAUAUUUUUUGGGGGGGCCAAGAGAGUGGGGCCCUAAACUAUAGCUUGUUUAGCUUAUACGUAAAUCCGGCACUGAGCUGGAUAUUCCUGCAUGGCCAGGGGGUUGGACUAGAUGAUCCUGGGUUCCCUUCCAGCUCUAUGCUUCUUCAUCUCACUCCUAAGAAGGAGCAAGGGCAAGGCUUUCAUGUUGUCCCUUCCAGUUCCCUGCAGCUUAGGUUAUAAGGUGUCCAUCAGCAAAGCUGGGCCCUUUCCCUCAGACAGCAACAGGUUCAGAGCCUCUAGAAACAAGCAGAUUUGUGUCAAGAGUCUCAUGCUUUCAGAUUUUGGGGGAGGAGUUCCAGGGAGGUACAGACCACAGCAUCUCCAAGUUGCUUCAAUAUUCAGUAUUUUUAUUUUAAAAGCCUGGUACAGGUCAGGGUGUCAACGUUUGAGAAAAGAAGAUCUUAAACCCUUGAAAAUUUGUUUUUUGUGUCACGCAUUUGCUUCUGUAUUAAAAUGGAUCCCAUGCUUUCAUUGUAUUAGUGCUAGGAUCAGUCACUGGGAUUCCUUCGUCACAAAACUGUAGAAUUGGAAGGGACCACCAGGGUCAUCUAGUCCAGCCUCCUGCAAUGCAGGAAUCUUUUGCCCAACGUGGGGCUGGAACCCACAAUGCUGAGAUUUAAACCUAUUUAUUGUGUAUUUAAUUAAAUAUAUUGAAUCAAAUAUAUUAAUUGUGUAUACUAAAUAAUAUUAAGUAUAUUGCAAACACUUUAAUUUACGAUGUGGAAAUUUAAUUCACUGUGUGGCCUGCGGGUUCUGUGUCAAAGUAUUCGCACUUGGUAUGAAAAGUUGGACCGCCUGGUAUAGGCUAUAAUGUUGUUGUUGUUGUUGUUUAGUCGUGUCCGACUCUUUGUGACCCCAUGGACCAGAGCACGCCAGGCACUUCUGUCUUCCACUGCCUUCCGCAGUUUGGUCAAACUCAUGCUGGUAGCUUCGAGAAAACUAUCCAACCAUCUCAUCCUCUGUCGUCCCCUUCUCCUUGCGCCCUCCAUCUUUCCCAACAUCAGGGUCUUUUCCAGGGAGUUUUCUCUUCUCAUGAGGUGGCCAAAGUAUUGAAGCCUCAGCUUCAGGAUAUGUCCUUCCAGUGAGCACUCAGGGCUGAUUUCCUUAAGAAUGGAGAGGUUUGAUCUUUUUGCAGUCCAUGGGACUCUCAAGAGUCUCCUCCAACACCAUAAUCCAAAAGCAUCCAUUCUUUGGCGAUCAGCCUUCUGUAUGGUCCAGCUCUCACUUCCAUACAUCACUACUGGGAAAACCAUAGCUUUAACUAUGCGGACCUUUGCUGGCAUAGUCUCUGCUUUUUAAGAUGCUGUCUAGGUUUGUCAUUGCUUUUCUCCCAAGAAGGCUAUACUGUUACAUUGUGCCAAAUGAGGAAACAGUCCUCUGUGUGGAGCUCUGCAAAGUUUACUAGUUGAUGGUGUGAAAAGUAAGCACUUCCAGAUCCCAUAGAUUUAAAAAUGGGGGGAGGGAUUAAGCAUAUCCUGGAUUCUCCCGCCAGGAGUGACACGUAUUUGCAUAUAAACACAUAUUACAGAUCUCCAGUAGUCUUUCCUCACGAGGGAAACAACCCAUAAAUUCUCUGGAAAGAGGUUGCACAAAAUAUUGUACCUGGCAUGCAUGAAAACCACCUGCCUGUAUAAGAACUUGCAUAAAUGUAGUAAAUAGCAUGCACACUAUAGUCUAUAACAGUUUGCAUGUUAUUUACAGAAAGGACAUUAUGAAGCAUCAAAACAUGUGAAGCAAUUAGGCUGUACUAGUUGUAUGGCAGGUUUGUAAACAGGUUAUUGCCUAGUUGCCUGUGGCAAACAAGGGCUACCUCCAGGUGACCAGGCCAGGAUGCUUUUGCAAAUUGGCAGAAUUGGGUGUUCUCUCUCUCUAUUCCUGUGAGGUUAUCAGUAUGCUACAAAUACAGGUAAUGUUUCUUGACAAUGGCUUUUUCCUGGCUACUCUCUGCUGGCAGAAAAGUUCUUUAACACCAUCCGGACUUCCUCAGAGUCAGGAGUGCUCAUUAGGUAGUAAGCUUAUAUAGGGGUACCUCGGGUUACAUACGCUUCAGGUUACAGAUGCUUCAGGUUACAGACUCUGUUAACCCAAAAAUAGUACCUCAGGUUAAGAACUUUGCUUCAGGAUGAGAACAGAAAUUGUGCUGCGGCGGCAGCGGGACGCCCCAUUAGCUAAAGUGGUGCUUCAGGUUAAGAACAGUUUCAGGUUAAGAACAGACCUCCGGAACAAAUUAAGUACUUAAUCCGAGGUACCACUGUAAUUAUAAUAAUUUAUCUUCUGCACUUAUACAAUAUUAUACAUUCUGAUCUCAAUGUGACAUAUUUCUGAGUAGAGACGUAUAGGCUAUUUUUAUUCAAAAUUUUAUAGACCACUUCAAAAAUAAACUCAGAUCUAGUUACAAAAAAUAGUAAUACCAUAUAUAAUAAUAAAAAGAUAGAUCUUAGUAAACAGUUCAGUUCUGCUGAAGUCUUAAUGAGGUGCAAAAUGUUAAAACACAGUUGCCAACUCCCUUUCUUGUUUCAUUUUGCUUAGAUGUUAUUUGCUCUGUAAACAUUGACUAAGCUCUGCAAAAUAACAUUAAUAUAUUCAUUUGGCUCCAUUUAUGAUUUUAUUUCAGAAUGGGGAACAGUACAUCUGCUACCACAGACUUAUCUAACACUGCCACUGCUAACCAGAUAGAGGUGAGUGGAAAUGGCUUUUACCUUAAACGUACUCUACUGCCAGUUUUUUGUAUGAAAUUUAUUCAUUUAUACCCUUGCCCCUUAACCAAAGAAGCUCCUGGAGUGUCUUAGAGAAAUUAGGAUUAAGCCCUCGGGUUCACAAAAUAUGUGACACAUGAGGAAGUAGAGAAAAUACUUUUAAAUUAUUGUUUAUAAAUUUUCAGGUUUUUAAAUAAUAAUAAUACCGUUAUUGUCAUUGUACAACCUGUCAUUUUUAAAUGACACAUUAUUAUUAUUUGUUGAAUCUAUUUCCUGCCCUUCCUUUCGAUAGAGCCCAGGGUAGAAAACACAUCCCCAAAUCAGAAAUAUAAACAUAGCCAAUAAUGAAACAUGUUUUUAAUUGUUGUUUGAUUUAGAGAAAAUUCAUGAAAAUUAUUAAUAGAUAGCACCUUUCACAUGGCACAUAUUCAUACUCCGAGAAUAUGUCCUGUUGGUGGAACUGUGGAGCCAUAAAGACUUAUUGGCCCUUUAUGCCCAUUUUCCCCAGACUCCUUGGACUGCUGUUAUGGUUGAAAACAGCACCACUGUUAGAAAUAUUCCAAACAGAUUGGGCUUGUGUGCCUUCUUUCUUAUUUUAAAGGCAGUAACUCCCAAGUUAAAUAAAAACCACUUGUCUUAUCUUAUGGUGGCAGCCCACCUCCUAUAGCCCAAGGUGGAAAGAUGGUCCAAAUUUUAGAUUUGAUAUUUGGCUCAAAAAAGGCUGUGCAUAUUUUAAUCAUGGGAAAACUCACUCAUAAUUCUGAGUGCUGUGCGGAACUGUGGAGCCCGAGGAUUAAGUGUGCAUUUGACUGACCUUGAUGGCGUAUCUUAGUUACUGUACCCAUCUGAAUAUAGUCCAUGUAAAGUAUGAAUUCAUUUGGAAUGUAACUAGUCCUUUUCCAAUUUGUUUUCCCCAUUUAUGUCUUUGCUUGCUUGCCUGUAUUUCCCCCUUAUUCUUUCCCUUACAAUUAGAUGUUAAUGCUCAUUUAUUGGUUCUUCUAUAAACCCAUUCUGUAAAUAUACUCAGUAUUGUAAAAAUGUAUUUAUGCUAUUUUUCUUUUGCAUAUUUAGCAUGCCCAUGAAGCGUAUGUUUGUUUUGUCUUUUAGUUUCCUUUUUCUUUUUCUACUUAAAGAUUUUUUUUUAAAGUACUCAGAUUAUAUUCAAGCACAUUCUGUGAAGAACGUUGGCAAAAGCAUGUCUUGCUUGAUGCAAACAGUGAGAUGUCUAAGAUGACAAAUGUGAACCCAAGGUUUUAUUUUUGCAGUUUAAAGAGGUAAUUCGCUUCUAGAUUAUAGUUAAAUAUUUUGAUUAUUUUUUGAGAGCCAAGACUUGAGCAGACUUUGCCUUCCCCAGUCUUUGUAGGCAAUUCUGGGAUGGGAAAAUCUAAAUGCAAGAACCUUGAUAUUGUUAAAAACUUAAAAGCUUACAUUACGUAUAGAAACUGCUCACGCAAGCUUUUCUUAAAACACUUAGCAAACUAUCUCAGACAACUGUGUAGUGAUCUUCUCGAAAACCACAUGCUCCUACUGCAACAUGGCAAAGAAACUAUUUGAAGAUAUGAAUGUGAACUACACAGCCAUCGAACUGGACAUGUACGAAAACGGAAGCCAGUUUCAAGAUAUUCUUCAUCAAAUGACUGGCGGCAGGACAGUGAGUACUUUCCAAGUUUGGUCACCUAUAGCAGAAACUUCGGGGGUGGGAAUUCUCUCUCCAAUCCCCUCCCCCAGUAGAUACAUUUCUUCCUACAGCAAAUAAUUGACCUGUGGAACUCGUAGCCACAAGAUGUGGUGAUGGGAUGACAUAGACCUCUCUCUCUGUGAAUUAAUCAGUGACCACCAAUCAUGACAACAUGUGCCUAUGAACCUCUGAAUAAAAGUUACCGGAGACUGGUUACAACCCUAACAAUAGGAGUGGGAGCUAUUGCUUUGUGCCCUGUUAUGGCCUUCUUGGAUGUUACAUCAUUAAGAUAUUCAUAUCCAUCAGAUGGGGCUACCUGUUGUUGUUGUUUUUAAGUUUGCUUUCCGUGUUUGAUUUCAUGGUAAAACUUUCAGAGCAUAGAAUUUAGACAAUCUAGCAUGACCUCCUGCCUGCAGAAUAUAUUGUAUACAUACGACUGUAUAUCAUCUGACCCGUCUACCACAAUUAUUAAGUUUGCAGAUGACACCACCAUAAUGGGUUUAAUAACAGGUGGAGACAAAUCAGUGUAUAGAGGGGAGGUCCAAAAAAUAUCUACAUGGUGCCUAGGGAACAACUUGCACCUUAAUAUCAGCAAGACAAAGGAGAUGGUGUUGGACUUUCGGAGGAAGAGAGAACUAGCCCCGCUGUACAUCGGGGAGGGCUGUGUGGAGAGAGUCUCUUCCUUUAAAUUCCUAGGAGUUUAUCUCAGUGAAGACCUUACUUGGAAAAUAAAUACAACCCAGGUGGUUAAGAAAGCCCAUCUCCUCAGAGUAUUGUGAAAGAAUGAUGUCAAUCAACAUUUGAUGAUCUCCUUCUACUGGUCAACAAUAGAAAGUGUCCUUUCAUCCUGCAUCACGGUGUGGUACGCUGGUUUGACAUCAACUGAUAGGAAGUGCCUACAGAGGGUGGUGAAUACAGCACAAGAUAUUAUGGGCUGUCCUGUGAAUCCGCUGGAUGAAAUAGCGGAAGAACAUUGCCUCAGGAGCGUGAGGAAAAUUCUCAGGGAUGAUUCACACCCUGGCCGGCACUUUCUUGAUCUCCUGCCCUCGGGCAGAAGAUAUAGAAACAUGAUUAGUCGCACCAACAGGGUAAAGAACAGCUUCUAUCUGUGGGCUGUUAGGCUGUUGAAUGAAAAGAUAACAACAGGGCAACUUUCGGGUUUGGUGGGUGUACGUCAGUAAACGAGGGGAAUUAAGACAAAGAGAGCUGAGUGGGGGGUGCUCGUGUAAUCUCACUGUAUACAAGUUGUACAGUGACAAUAAAGUAUUUCAAUUUCAAUUUCAAUAUUGAAGAGUUGGGCAUUGCUUGCCAUUUAUGCAUGCCAUUUGUCCAGCUCCAUGGCUAUUUCUGCUACAGCCCAGAAAUACUAUACUGCAGGCAUGGCCACCAAGUAGAUCACUGGACGUCUGCAGUAGAUCACUGGCAGAUCAUUGGCUCCCCCCAAAGAAACUGAACAACUGUGGCUCCCCUAAAAGUAGCUCAACAUUUUACCUCCUCCCUGAAAAAACUCAACAACUUUGACCCGAACCCUGCAAAAAUGGGCCUUCCUCCUUCCUAAAAAAAAAAGCUCCUAAAAAAACUCUUUUGGCCUGCCAGUUUUUAACUCUGUGAGUAGAUCGCAGUCUCUUGGGAGUUGGCCACCCCUGCCAUACCGGGACAUAAGUGGUAACAUUAUAGAAUAUACAGCAUGUGCGUUUUAAGCUUAUAUGCAAGAAAUAAGAUUCAUUUGUUAAUUUUUAUACUCAACAGGUUCCAAGAAUAUUUAUCAAUGGAACAUUUGUUGGAGGUGCUACAGACACACAGAGACUUCAUCGGGACGGCAAACUGCUCCCAUUAGUUCACCAGUGUCUCUUGAGAAGAGGGCGAAACUCAGAACAGCCAUGUAGUCUUCCUUGA